UUUACGAGUGCCUGCUAAUUUAUCUCUGUGAGACAAUGAAAUCACUGAGACCUUCCCUCGAAGAGCAAAGGGGCCGAAGUGUUUGAUGUAUUUCUGGUUGUUUCACCUCCAAGUACAGUAUACCAACCGAACCGCGUGUGGCGAGAAGAGUGGGUAUGAAUUCAAACUAUGCCUUAAAGCAGAAGACAUGACAUGCUGACGUAAAGAUGCUGACGGAAACGAUGUUUCAGCACUGCAGUCAAUCAUUUCAUUGUGACAGUUAAGGGAACGAGUUUUCAUUCCUUGCCAGAAUCUUUCAGUUUGACGGCAUAUUACUCAGUCACAGAAUAAUUCAAGAAAGCAAUUACAUGAGACGCAUCCUCAUUCAAGUUCUGCCCUGAGCUUUCAUUCACGAUCAGUCGAGAUCUCAAAGUGGUUCUUUAUCGGUCCAGGUGUCGAGUUGUUUCGAGGCGUUGGAUAUAAACAAACAGCUCAACUCAUACAAACUUGUGGGAGAUCACAUUGUGCGAAGAACUUCUUGCCAACCAAAUCGGUAACAGCGCUGUUGUGAACAUGGUUUUCGCCUCCGAUAUCGAUUUGGCAGGGCUUAUAGGUGUCGGAUUUCAAACCCUAAUUUAGAAGUAAAAGUUACAGGAAACAAAUUUAACACCCUGAGAAAGGAAGCGAACAUUUGGACGACUCACGGUGUAACCAUAGAGACGACCUAUCACCGAAUUUUUUGGAGAAUAUUUGACGCAAAUCCGAGGAUGUUUUAAGAGUAUUCGCGGUUCCGUUCGUCGAGGUUGGAAGUCUCGCUUAACAGAGAGAAAACAAACACGAACUUGAACAUCGAUAACAAAGGUGUUUCACUGUGAAAUUAGUGACGGUAAAUCGGAAUUCGUGCACAGCUUUGGCGAUGGUCUAAGCAAUAUGAAGAAUGGGGCGCCGAGAUAAAAUCGUGUAAACUUUUCGCUGAAUCAAUCGAUCGCUAUAGAGAAUUGAGUUUGACAGCUAUUCAACAGUAUUUUGACGCUAAAUGCUUGACAAUCAGUUGAACAAUACAACAGGCUGUAUGAAAGCAGCCGCGAUGUCUUCUGAGGACUCGCGUUCGCCAGUGGCCAUCGCCAUACAGGCUGCCUUCAUGCUCAUCAUAAUUCUUUCUUCCCUGGUGGGCAACACACUAAUUGUGCUCGCCAUGUAUCGAAAUAUCAGCCUUCGAAGCAUCACCAGUGUGUUCAUAGCAAAUCUUGCUAUGGCGGACUUUCUUCUGGCCCUUCUGGGAAUGCCAUUCACCAUGGCUUCGUCCAUCACGUACGACUGGGUUUUCGGGAAAGUAUGGUGCACCAUAAACGGCAUGUUCAACUCUAUCUUUUGCAUCGCUUCAAUGCUCUCUCUUGCAGCAGUAUCCAUUGACCGAUACGUUGCAAUCAUCAAGCCACUUCAGUAUCCUUUGAUAAUGACCUCCCGCCUUGCCUUCUGUAUGAUAUCAUAUGUUUGGUUCCACGCAAUCAUUCUCUCCUUUUUGCCCGUUUUUGGCUGGUCCACGUACAUCUACAUUGCAAACGAGUCGAUCUGCACUGCAAACUGGGGGUUAGACAUCCCUUACACCUUAUUUAUCUUUGCGUCGAGUUUUUUUGCUCCAUUUAUGGUGAUGGCUUAUUGCUAUUAUCAUAUUCUUCGUGCGGCGAGAAGGCAAUCCAAGACAAUUGUUCCACGUGUCGGAGAACUUAAAGAUGAGACACUGCAAACGAUGGUGGCUGUACCGGUGGCUUUUGGAACUGAAAAGGGAAAAGUUUCGGAUCCUCCGUCUUCAGCCGCGGAUAAAGCCAAAGAAAGGGAGGCAAAGGAGAAGUUUAACAGAGAAACACGGGCCGCGAAAACGCUUCUAAUAGUGAUGGGCACCUUCUUUUUUUGCUGGGCACCUCACUUUAUUGGAAUGAUUUGUUUACUUUUUCCAAGCUGCAAUUGGCCUGAUGCUUUCUUUGCGACUACAACAUGGCUGGCUAUGUUGAACAGCGGGUGCAAUCCAAUUAUUUAUGGCGUGAUGAACAAAAAAUUCAGACAGAGUUUCAAAGAUAUACUUAUGUGUCGGAAAAGAACUAACAGGAACUAUAGUCAUAGGGAGAUGAGUAGUUCUUCGUGACUGUUGUUCGUCGGCUAUUCAUGCCAAGCAAGGAGUUUGUCGAUCACACACUCAAAUAAAAAUGGGAGCAAAACCUUUGCAGGUUAUUCGAUACUGUAUACCCCUUUCGGUUUCGUGUGUAUUCUGGUUGUUAUGACAGGUGUCGUAACUUGAGUAUCAGGAAAAAAAAAAAACCUUUCUGGUAAAGACCGAUGAAAAUUUGUCUACACUUACUAAAGUUAGCUUUGUUGACAGAAGAUAAUUCGGCUUAUCAUCAGAGGAAAGGAGAUUUUUCCACGACAAUGGAGUUUUACUCCAGUCCGGAGACGGAUACUGAGGCAAGCAUAAAUAAGUAGAAUCUUUGCCGAAGGCUAAGCUUAAAAAUUAGGCAUUGAAAGUCACAUUUGCAUACAAUGUUGUUAGCCUUUGUCUGAUUAACAGUAAAGCCUUUCAGCAUGUGUCUAAUAACAGAAAAAAAAAACUCUCGAGGACCACCGGUUCUCCAAGGGAAAGUCAAUUUCGCAAGGAAGAAAAAAAAAUUGUUGACUCCUUAUCGUGUUCUUCAUUUUCCCUUUUCGCAAUUUCCGGAAAAUUACAGUUCUCUUCAAGAAUGACGAUAUU
Messenger RNA from Pocillopora verrucosa, 2722 nucleotides. Its product is annotated as octopamine receptor beta-2R. Gene Ontology annotation, biological process: G protein-coupled receptor signaling pathway. Gene Ontology annotation, cellular component: membrane. The record is from RefSeq and is a predicted model, not a curated record. Gene Ontology annotation, molecular function: G protein-coupled receptor activity. NCBI's taxonomy places the organism in Eukaryota, Metazoa, Cnidaria, Anthozoa, Scleractinia, Pocilloporidae.